AUCCUCCCAGAGGAAGUCUGACUUCACAGACAGUGACUGAGGCACAUCACUAUUUAACCAGUUAUACAGCUGAUAUUCCCUGAGAUGAAAGUGAUUCCUCUGUUACACUUCAGCAGGCAGCUGACUAGGGGUCUCCUUUCUCAGAAGGGGCUUCAAGUGAGAUCAUGCAACCUAGCUGUUUGUACUCUGCAACAUAAAGAUGCUAACUUGCACCCUUUGUGGAAAGGGACAAUUGAUGUUCCUGGUGGAUCCCGACAAUCUCCAAUUGAUAUUCGUGUACGCGACAGUGUUUUUCAUCCCCAUCUAACCCCUGUUAAAACCCACUAUGACCCAAACACGUGUCUUCACAUCUGGAAUAAUGGAUAUUCUUUUCUUGUGGAAUAUGAUGACUGUACUGAUAAAUCAGUGGUAAGUGGGGGACCCUUGGAAAAUCCAUUCAGACUGAAACAGUUUCAUUUCCAUUGGGGAGUGCACAAUGACUGGGGCUCGGAGCAUACAGUGGAUAGCAAGGUGUACCCUGCAGAGCUUCACCUUGUGCACUGGAAUUGCUCUAAAUACAAAACCUUUGAAGAAGCAAUCAUGGAGGAAAACGGUUUAGCAGUAAUUGGAAUAUUCUUAAAGAUGGGCGCGCACCAUCAGAAGAUGCAGAAACUGGUUGACAUUUUGCCAUCAGUGAGAUAUAAGGACUCGCUUACAGAAUUUAAUUAUUUCGAUCCGUCCUGUCUUUUACCAUCCUGCAGUGAUUACUGGACUUACUCUGGCUCUUUAACCACGCCACCACUGACAGAAUCUGUGACCUGGAUUAUAAUGAAGAAACCUAUAGAGGUUGACCACAGUCAGCUUGCAGUGUUUCGCAGUCUUCUUUAUACUGCAGUUGGAGAGGAAGAAAAAUACAUGGUGGACAACUUCCGUCCUCUUCAGCCACUGAUGAAUCGCACAGUACAUUCCUCUUUUCAGCCAGCGCUAAAGUUGUCCGAUGUAAAGAAGUCGGAAAAGCACAGGCAACAGGCUGGAUAAUCCUUCAACUGCUCUGAAGUUCCCUUCGGCAUAGAAGUGCAAAUGUAACGGACAUAAAAUUUUAACCAUAUCGGAAAAAAAAGCUUAAUAUGAGAUUAGUGUCCUAACAUUUGGAAGUAGCAGUCUUUAAUUAUUGAGAAGCACUUAGCCCUUCCCAAGGAAAUCCUUACUCUUGGCUGCAGUGAUACUGGUUGUAUCAGUAAACUUCUAUAAAUUGUCUGUAAUUAAAAAAAAAAACUAUAGAGUCUCUAAUGCAGGAAAAUAAACUUUUAUAUUAAAGGGGGAACUGUAUGAAAAAAACUUGAGGAUAUUAUGACCGCGUUCUGCACCUUAUUAGAUUCUUGCUUGCUUGACAUAGGGAAUCAAUAGCAGAAACCUGUCUAUCUCCCCAUUUCUGCUGUGCCUUUUCUCUUUGUGGAAAGAGCACUUCUGUUUGUUUAAUCUGGUUAUGGUGCUACAUCUAAUAGGUGGCUACACUUGCAGAAACCAGUGAGGUAAUAUCUUGUAAAUGUAAACUCUUUUGGGUCAUGUCAUUUAAAAUGUAGAAAUGUCCUUACAAACAAUGAAUUUAGUUUUACAUUGUAUUAAAUUAAUACUGUAUUUUUUUUUUUUUUUUUCUGUAAUUUGGGAAAAUGCAGUCUACAAAAUUACUACAAACCUCCUGGUAACUGUUGUGGUGCAGGAAUUUAUAUUGAUAGUGAAAAAUAAUGAAACUGUUUUGAAUAGUUGUUGUUGGUAACUAGGGGACCGAAUAUGCUCUAUAUAAUAUGAGCUGUUAAGGUUUUGUAAUUCUCAUAUCACUUUGGACCUUUCUUUGAAGCAUCUAAGUUUGGCAGCUCAGUAAAAUGUUGUAGUAAAUUGUAAUUUAGGAGAAAAUCCCCAGUGUUUGCUGUGAUCACAUUAUGGAUUUUAUUGAGUUGCUCACAUUUGAGCACUACAAAUAAGUAUUUAUUAAUAUUAAUGGUGAUAAAGCCAAAUUACAAAGGGCCUAUAAGAAGCUGGUUUUAAAUAAUGGCCAAAUUGUUUAAAGAGGGGAUUUAAUGCAGACUUUCACCCAUUUUAUUACCUAUCUGCCAGUGAGCACAAAUAAGUUAUGCAAAGUGCAUUUCCUGCUAGUUUACUUUAAAGCAUCUUUUUCCUAACCUGAAAUGAAUAUAAAAUAAAUAAGGUAAUAACAUGUCAAAUUAGGCGUUUUUAUAACCAUAAAAGACACAUCUAGCAAAAAAUGAAUAAAUUAACCCUUUCUAUUUGUGCGCCGGCAGUCAAUCCCAAACCCAGUAUUGGAGUAUACACUUUUAUAGAUAUAAAACACCUGAUUGUAUAUGCUGUUGCCUUUUUAUAAUCAAUCUGAAAGUAAGUGGCCCACCCAUUUACAAACACCUACAUUUCAUAAAUCACUUAGUAAUUUUCUGUAAAAACAAUUUCUGUUUGAGUAGUUUAGUUUGGAAAUAAUUCAUAAUGAAUAAUAUUGAAUAUGUGAAAACUCCCUUUUUUAGAGGCUUAGAAAUACAAGACAAAAAUGAAGCAA
Bombina bombina (fire-bellied toad) is the source of this 2545-nucleotide messenger RNA. It is a transcript of the gene CA5A, whose product is annotated as carbonic anhydrase 5A. Gene Ontology annotation, cellular component: mitochondrion; cytoplasm. The record is from RefSeq and is a predicted model, not a curated record. The transcript is spliced from 7 exons. Gene Ontology annotation, molecular function: zinc ion binding; carbonate dehydratase activity. Bases 85 to 1017 code for a protein of 310 amino acids. Lineage: Eukaryota; Metazoa; Chordata; Amphibia; Anura; Bombinatoridae.